This is a messenger RNA of Nymphaea colorata (pocket water lily), 782 nucleotides long. Its product is annotated as 60S ribosomal protein L27a-3-like. The record is from RefSeq and is a predicted model, not a curated record. Gene Ontology annotation, biological process: translation. Gene Ontology annotation, cellular component: cytosolic large ribosomal subunit; ribosome. Lineage: Eukaryota; Viridiplantae; Streptophyta; Magnoliopsida; Nymphaeales; Nymphaeaceae. The transcript has a single exon. Gene Ontology annotation, molecular function: structural constituent of ribosome. The coding region runs from base 149 to 589 and encodes 146 amino acids.
CAAGGUCGGCAAUCAAACGCCACCUAAUUUUUGGUAUGAAAGACAUUCGACGUUCUCCAUCCAAACCCUAACUCUAGUUUCUCUCUUCCUAACCGUCCUUCUCCCUCCGAUUCCUGCCCCUUCGAUCUCUCUCCCGCCGCCGGAGAAGAUGACUACUAGGUUGAAGAAGAACAGGAAGAAGAGAGGUCAUGUUAGCGCCGGUCACGGACGUGUCGGCAAGCACCGGAAGCACCCCGGUGGUCGGGGUAAUGCUGGUGGCCUCCACCACCACCGGAUCCUCUUCGACAAGUACCACCCUGGGUACUUCGGGAAGGUGGGUAUGCGAUACUUUCACAAGCUGAGGAACAAGUUCUACUGCCCCACCGUUAACAUCGACAAGCUUUGGUCUCUCCUCCCGGCGGACGCCAAGGAGAAGGCGUCGGCCGACAACGCCCCCCUCAUUGACAUCACCCAGUUCGGGUACUUCAAGGUGCUUGGCAAGGGGAACCUUCCCCCAUCGCAGCCCAUUGUUGUCAAGGCAAAGCUCGUGUCCAAGUUGGCUGAGAAGAAGAUCAAGGGUGCCGGUGGUGCGGUCCUCUUGACGGCUUGAUGUUGCUGGUUAUGGGGGUUCCAUUUGACAUUCGAUAUGAGUAUCUAGUUUAUAGGUCCUUUUUGUUUCUCAUUUCUUCUCCUUCUUUUUCCGAGAGAUGAUUUUGUGCUUUUGCUGCUUUACUUUUAAUCAAAUUCAGAUGAAGGAUUGUUGCGACACGUUUAAUCCUAUAGAAGGAGUGCUUGUUUGUGUU